GACCGCUGGUGCCACGAGAUCGACAUCAUGAAGAAGUUGAACCAUCCCAAUGUAGUAAGAGCCUGUGAAGUUCCCGAGGAGAUGAACUUUCUGGUUAAUGACGUUCCUCUUCUGGCAAUGGAAUAUUGUUCAGGGGGUGACCUCCGGAAGUUGAUAAACAAACCGGAAAAUUGCUGUGGACUUAAGGAAAGCCAAAUACUUUCUCUGCUUAGUGACAUUGGGUCUGGUAUUCAGUAUUUGCAUGAAAACAGAAUUAUACACAGAGAUUUAAAGCCUGAAAAUAUUGUUCUUCAGGAUGAAGGUGGGAAGAUUGUUCACAAAAUAAUAGACCUGGGGUAUGCAAAGGACCUGGAUCAAGGAAGCUUAUGUACUUCAUUUGUUGGAACAUUACAGUAUUUGGCUCCAGAACUCUUUGAGAAUAAAUCCUACUCAGUUACUGUUGAUUACUGGAGCUUUGGAACGAUGGUAUUUGAAUGCAUUGCAGGAUUUAGACCUUUCUUACAUAAUCUACAGCCAUUUACCUGGCAUGAAAAAAUCAAGAAGAAGGAUUCAAAGCACAUCUUUGCUUCUGAAGAGAUGAAUGGAGAGGUUCGCUUUAGUACCCAUUUGCCACAGCCUCACAGCCUCUGUGGUUUAAUUGUAGAACCGAUGGAAAAUUGGUUGCAACUGAUGCUGAAUUGGGAUCCACAACAGAGGGGUGGAGGUUUAGAUCCUGACACCAGUCGUCCAAAAUGCUUCCUAAUAAUGGAUCAAAUACUGAAUUUGAAGAUAGUACACAUCCUAAAUAUGACCUCUGCCAAAAUUGUUUCAUUUCUUCUGCAACCCGAGGAGAGCCUUCAUUCCCUUCAGAAUCGGAUUGAGACUGAAGCUGGAAUAAGUACUGGAAAUCAGGAACUGCUAUUGGAAACAGGGAUUUGCUUGGACCCUCGGAAACCUGCUUCCCAGUGUGUUAUUGAUGGCGUAAGAGGCUGGGAUAGCUACAUGGUCUAUUUGUUUGAUAAAAGCAAAACUGUCUAUGAUGGACCCUUUGCUUCUCGGAGUCUAUCUGACUGUGUGAAUUACAUUGUACAAGACAGUAAAAUCCAACUGCCGGUUCCUCAGCUGCGCAAGGUGUGGGCAGAAGCAGUUCACUACGUGAUUGGGCUAAAAGAAGAUUAUAGCAGGCUUUUCCAGGGCCAGAGAGCUGCCAUGCUCAGUCUUCUUCGGUAUAAUGCCAACCUAAUAAAAAUGAAAAACAAUAUGGUGUCAGCAUCUCAGCAACUGAAAGCAAAGCUGGAAUUCUUUCGUCAAAGCAUUCGCCUCGACCUGGAGAGAUACAGUGACCAGAUGGCUUAUGGCAUAUCUUCAGAAAAGAUGCUCAAAGCAUGGAAGGAGAUGGAAGAGAAGGCCUCUCAGUGUGCACAGGCUGAAGAUAUUGGAUAUCUGGAUGAGCAGAUCAUGGCUCUGCACACAGAGAUUGUAGAGCUUCAGAAGAGUCCAUAUGCAAGGCGCCAAGGAGAGGUCAUGGAGAGCUUGGAACAGAGAGCCAUAGACCUGUACAAGCAAUUGAAAACAAGACCUCCAGAUCACGCCUACAGUGACAGCACAGACAUGGUGAAGAUCAUUGUGCAGACAGUACAGAGUCAAGACCGAGUUCUCAAGGAGCUCUUUGGCCAUCUCAGCAAGCUCUUGGGCUGUAAGCAGAAGAUCAUUGACUUGCUCCCGAAGAUUGAAGUGGCUCUAAACAACAUUAAGGAAGCUGACAAUUCAGUGAUGCAGAUGCAGGGCAAAAGACAAAGGGAGAUAUGGCAUUUGCUGAAAAUUGCUUGCACUCAGAGCUCUUCUCGAUCGCUGGUAAGCUCCAGCCUGGAAGGGACAGCCUCGACUCCGGCAGCCACAUGGCUCCCACAGAGCUCCUCAGGGAACGUACCUCAUCAUCUGUCAUCUAUGGCAACUCUUGAAGAUGGGUAAGAGCUUGU
Messenger RNA from Leptosomus discolor (cuckoo roller), 1958 nucleotides. The record is from RefSeq and is a predicted model, not a curated record. Lineage: Eukaryota; Metazoa; Chordata; Aves; Leptosomiformes; Leptosomidae.